AUGGCUAUCCGCCUCCUCGUCUUCGUCCACCGCCACCCCUCCCUCACCCCAACUGCCUUCCGGGACUGCUACGAGACCCAUGUCGCCCUCCUCCAACGGUUAACCACCACGACAUUUCCUCUCUCCCAUCGCCGCAGCUACCUAGCGCGCAAUCUCGUGGAUGCCGGCUCCGACACCCUCCCCCUCCAUCAGCCGGUCGACAUCACCUACGACGCCAUAGCGGAGUUGACCUUCGCCGACCAUGCCGCCCUGGCAGCCUUCCAGGCUCGCAUCACCGCCCCAGACGUGGCGGCGCAGAUCGCCGCCGACGAGGAGACCUUCCUAGACCGCGCGAAGCUCCGGGUGGUGUGGCUGGGGGAUGUGGUUGAGAGUAUGGGUGUUGCUGCUCAGUACCGAGUAGAGUAG
Molecule: messenger RNA, 405 nt
Organism: Aspergillus saccharolyticus JOP 1030-1
Lineage: Eukaryota; Fungi; Ascomycota; Eurotiomycetes; Eurotiales; Aspergillaceae
Product: EthD domain-containing protein
Exons: 1
Coding region: 1-405 (134 amino acids)
Molecular function (GO): oxidoreductase activity
Source: RefSeq, a predicted model, not a curated record